AUGUUAGUGGGAGCAUGUCCCACAUACCUCGAGUGUGACGGCACAACGUUGACAAUAGAAGCACUACUCAAGCUCGCUCGAGUUGAACCGGAAUACAACGAGAAUCAAGAUUGGAAGUCGAUGGAGUUAAUCAACGGGCAGCAAGACUGGAAUACGAGUGGCGACGAAGAUGAAGGCAACGAUGAUGGUAAUGACGCUGACGAUGUUGGCGAUGUCGAUGCCAAUGCCGGUGAUGGGAUGUUGAUGGCGCUGGCAGUGGCAGUGGCAGUGGUGACGGUGACAGCGGUGACUUCGGUAACUCAGUUCGGGGUUCUCAAAUUGCAGUCACUGCCACUGCCGCAGCCGGCAAAUGAAGAUGAAGAUGAAGAUGAGGAUGAAGGUGAAGAUGAAGGUGAAGAUGAAGAUGAAGAUGAAGAUGAGGAUGAAGGUGAAGAUGAAAAUGAAGGUAAAGAUGAAGAUGAAGAUGAUGGUAAAGAUGAAGAUGAAGAUUAA
This is a messenger RNA of Anastrepha ludens (Mexican fruit fly), 492 nucleotides long. Its product is annotated as nucleolin-like. The record is from RefSeq and is a predicted model, not a curated record. Lineage: Eukaryota; Metazoa; Arthropoda; Insecta; Diptera; Tephritidae. The transcript is spliced from 3 exons. The coding region runs from base 1 to 492 and encodes 163 amino acids.